AUGACAAGCCGCGACAGGACGUCGGUUUUUAAGCGCUACCGAGCUGAGGCUCGUCUUGCUCUCGGUGAACGGAGCGCGCUUGAAGAACUGAAAAGCGAGAAGCAGCAAGCACCCGCUGCUGCGCGGGCGGGCGUAACCCAGGUCGCCAAAGGAGUCGCCCUGUUGCCGCCGCGGUGGGUGGAUCUCCACGAGUCCAUCCAAGAGGACUUGGCUACAAUACGCUCUGGUAUGGAUGAGCUGGAAAAUAUGCGCAGAAAACUGUUGUUGCCAGAGUUUGCUGACAAGAGUGAAGAAGAGUACGUGGUCGACAAAAAAACGGCAGAGGUGGCGAGGUUGUUCCAGAGCUGCGAAGCCAAAGUACGGCAAUUGAGCGAGCUCGUGCACGAAAUCAGCCUCUCUCGAACUGAGCGCAUUAUAAGAGAAAAUGUUCAGAAGAAGCAUGCCAUGCAAGUCCAGGAACUGAGUAUUCGUUUUCGACGGGAACAGCGCCGAUUCCUGGAUCGUCUCCGCAAAGCGGAUGCGGAUAACGCUCUCGCUCUCCGCGUUAACGGAGCGCUAUUUAGAACGAAAGCCGGUGCUAACGACUCCAUGGAUGAUAACCAUCCAGAUAAUUUCAGCACAUAUGACCCAGGGUUCAACGAAUCACAGUUGGCCCUGUGGCGACACGCGGAGAUGCAUGCGGGCGCGCGAUACGAAGAGGCUCGCCGCAUCGCGCGUUCUAUUCAGGAGCUCUCGGGAAUCAUGCGAGAUCUCUCGCUGCUUGUUACAGAACAAGGCAGCAUUAUAGACCGAAUCGAUUAUAACAUCGAGCAGGCUGACAUGGAGGCAGAACAGGCUUUAAAGCAGUUGCAGCGGGCGCGAAGAACGCAGAAACGCGGCUGGAUCCACUACUGUACACUCAUACUGGCACUGGGGUGUGUAGUGCUGUUCUUGAUACUAGUACUAAAGUGGAUUUGA
This is a messenger RNA of Cyanidioschyzon merolae strain 10D, 957 nucleotides long. RefSeq names its product similar to syntaxin protein. The record is from RefSeq and is a predicted model, not a curated record. Bases 1 to 957 code for a protein of 318 amino acids. Gene Ontology annotation, molecular function: SNARE binding; SNAP receptor activity. Gene Ontology annotation, biological process: vesicle fusion; intracellular protein transport; vesicle-mediated transport. Gene Ontology annotation, cellular component: membrane; SNARE complex; endomembrane system. The transcript has a single exon. NCBI's taxonomy places the organism in Eukaryota, Rhodophyta, Bangiophyceae, Cyanidiales, Cyanidiaceae.